Molecule: messenger RNA, 966 nt
Organism: Ochlerotatus camptorhynchus
Lineage: Eukaryota; Metazoa; Arthropoda; Insecta; Diptera; Culicidae
Product: zinc finger protein 829-like
Exons: 3
Coding region: 93-944 (283 amino acids)
Biological process (GO): regulation of transcription by RNA polymerase II
Cellular component (GO): nucleus
Molecular function (GO): DNA-binding transcription factor activity, RNA polymerase II-specific
Source: RefSeq, a predicted model, not a curated record
UGUGCAAACUAAUAUUCCAAAACUUGUUUUAUGUGUUUUAUUUUAUUAAAUGUUUAUUGCUAUAGCUAUCGUUCUUCUAAAUACUGCUCAAAAUGCCUCAAAGCGAAGCUGGAAGGACUCCUGGAACAGGAGAAACAGGACCUUCAUCGGACUUUGGAGCGUGCCUUGUAUGCAACUCGAUGGUAAAUUCGCCUGAAAACACUACGGAUAUUACGAUUUGUGACAUCUGCAAAUCAAAUAACCUGUUAAAAUCCGCAAAAACAAAGAUCGCCUUCGUAGAAGUUUUGGAUAAUCACUCAGGGCUAACAUUUAUUGAGUCAAUCUCAGAGGAAAAGCUAUCCGAUUACAGUGAAGGAUCCCCGGAAUCAUCCGAACUGAAGCCAAUAACCAGACUGAAGAAAAAAAACUUCCAGUGCAAUGAAUGCGGUAAAACGUUCAACUGCAGAAGUGUAUUGGAAAUUCACCAAAGAAUACACUCGGGUAAACGACCCUACGAAUGCAAGGAGUGUGGAGCAUCUUUUCGACAAGAACCACAUCUGAAUGACCAUUUGCGCAUCCACAAUGCCGAGUGGCCCUACCACUGCGACAUCUGCACGAGCACGUUCCGGCAAAAACAACACUUGAAGCAUCACAUCUUAGCGACUCACCAAGGUGUGACCCCAUUUGCGUGUCCACAUUGUCCAAAGCGAUUCGCCCGUCGACAGAACUACAAACUGCAUCUGAAAGUGCACAGUGAUCCGGAGUUCCAGUGCGCCAUUUGCGAACGCAAGUACAGAUUCAAACAGAGUUUGCAAAACCACAUCCGAAUGUAUCACGAAGGCUCGGAGCUGCAGAUCCGUCUAGGAAUUAAGGAACGUAAGUUCAGAUGCGAAGCAUGCGGAAAGAAAUUGUGCUACCUUACGACGUAUAAUCGACACAUGGAGAAGCAUGCCAGGGGUUGUUGAAUGGGGUGAGUUUUUACUUGAA